CUUCACACUUACUGCAGGUAAGAGUCACUGCAGAAGGAACCUGUCAAGAUGAGGUGGUGUGUUGCUGUUCUCCUGACACUUCUGCAGCUGUGCAGCCCGGCGCUACAGUCUGACCCGCUGCUCUACGUUUUCCAGCAGCAGGAUGGGGAAGAAAAACCCAGCAAGCCAUGGCUUAACCCCACCUUGGGAAAUGUUGUUCCUUCCCGGGGAGCUCUCAGCCCUCCUAAAGUUGCAGAAACCUCAGAAACUGAGACGACUUCACACUCAAGCCCCAUGUUUGGUGAACAUGUCAACCUUAGGUGGGUCACAUGGAGCGGUUCCCUCCCAAAUGGCGCUGUUGCCAUCUUCAACGGCUACACCGAACGUACCGACUAUGUGUGCAAAGUCAACUGUGAGGCUGGUUUCUACACUCCCAGCAAAGGGAACUUCUGCCAGUACCCCUACGCUGACAAAGAGUAUGCAUCCUCCAAGUUCGAAAUCCUGGUUAACGUGGACCACUUUGAGUUCCUGCAGUGGGUUGAAGAUUCAUAUGGCUCUGUUCCUGAGUAUGCCAUCAAAACCUGUCCCAACUCAGACAUAUAUGUGGGUAAGAAUAAGUAUGGUCUUGGUAAAGUGGUGACCAAACAUGAAGCCUUCUUCCUCCCCUGGGAGGGCGAUGAGUACUGGUACAAAAACUACCAGGUGCUUGCUAUCAACAGAGACAGCUACAACCAGCACAUCUCUCAUGUAGAGUAUGCCAUUGACCAGAUGGAGCUGUUCCACCAUCCUCCAGAAGCCCUGAAGCUCACUAAGGUCACCAACCUGGAGUGCAGAGAUGUGGAGAAGACAGUGACACUGGAGAAGACCAGUACAGUGGAGAAGAAAUGGGACAUCGGCAGGGAGACCCGCAAUGGCUCUGUGUCCACCAUGACAGCCAAAGUUCCUAUCUUUGGUCCGGGUAAUGUGGAGUUGUCCAAGGAGCAGACGGUGACCUUCUCAAAGGGGACCACCAUUGUGGAGUCAAUCAGUCACACUGUCUCUGUGGAGCUGCUGGUCCCACCCAAUCACUCCUGCACCGUGAGGAUGGAUGGCAGAAAGAUGAAGGCUGACAUCCCUUUCACCGGCCGGCUGAGCAGGACCAACCACAACGGAGACACCCACUGGACCUACAUCACAGGCACCUAUGACGGCGUGAGUGUUGGCGAAAUCAAUGCUGUGGUGGAACGGUGUCAGCCAGUGCCUGAUGCUGUCCCCUGCUCCCCAGAUCAAAACUGAUGAUGAGUCUGCUGAUGCUUUGUUUUUCAAAUAAAGCGCAAUCAAAAUUCAAGGUGAAUCGUUGUUUUGUAUUCUUUAAUUUUUGGAGGAUUUAAAAGAGUUUUGACUCAUUGAGCUCCAAAGCCCUACUGCUUAUUUUGAUAUCUACACACUAAUUUUAAACAUGUGGCAUCAAUCUUUUAGGAUUACAUGAACUGCUAUAGUUUACUUCCUCUGUUGCGCAUUUGGUUGCCUAACCAAUAAACUUGCAAACUUGUUCUUCGUCUUUUUUCAGAUGCUUCCUUUAGCAGUCACCAAAGCAGACCAUCUGUCUCUAUCUCACCCUAUCCCUAGCAUCUUCUUCUGUCACAUCAGGCCUCUGCAUGUCCUUUUUCAGUACAUCCACCCAUGAUCUGUCACUGUGGCACUCCUAAAAAAAUUUUGCUGUUCAUCCGUUGAUGAAAAGUUUCCAAAAGUUAAAGUGAAAGGGAAAUUGCCAGAAAUUGAGAAACUACU
This is a messenger RNA of Haplochromis burtoni (Burton's mouthbrooder), 1749 nucleotides long. RefSeq names its product natterin-3-like. Lineage: Eukaryota; Metazoa; Chordata; Actinopteri; Cichliformes; Cichlidae. The transcript is spliced from 3 exons. The record is from RefSeq and is a predicted model, not a curated record. The coding region runs from base 49 to 1254 and encodes 401 amino acids.